AUGGAAUUCUCACUCAAAUAUCAUUUCGGUAGAGUUGGACUUCAGAAUGUUAUGUUUGCAUCAAAUCUUGGAUUUAAUCUUGACAUCCCAAAGGUGGCAGCUUUUCGAAAAAGUUCUAUUCCACAUGGAGUUAGUGCAUCCCAACCCAUUGGCAUUGUUGGAUCUGGAAAAAAUAUCAGAAUAGAAGAAGAUUUUAUGAAUCUCACACCUAGGUGUACUGUGAAGUCGCUUGAUGAUAACAACCGGGCUGUAACUUUUGUUGUACUGGCGAAGAUAGCUGAAAUAGUUGAAGAUGGUCCUUGGUGGUACUCUGCUUGCAUUGUGUGUGUGGCAGAGGUGUUCAGGCAGAAUUCGAGAUUUACUUUUGUCAAUUUUGUAACAUCCAUGUUACAAAUGUUUAGAGUGAAGAUGUUGGCUGAGGAUUCCACUGGUGUUUCUAUUUUUGUCCUCUUUGAUCGUGAGGCAAGUUACCUACUGAAUAAGACUUGUGCCCAGCUGUUUGAACAUCUUAAGGAUGUUGAUUCUUCUUCUAUAUUUCAAGAAAUUGUUGAAAAAACUAUGCUAUUCAAGGUUCUUAGUAGGCUUAUUGGGAUGGAGAAAUUCAAAGAGACUUAUCCAGUGAGGUGUGUUUGUGAUGAUGCUGCAAUACUUGAAAUGUUUGAGCUCUCUGGUUCAGAUUUGAGUCCUAAAAAGAUGUGCUUUGUAUUAUCCAAGGCUGGGUUUGUACCAAAAGGAGAGGGAUCAUUUGGGGAACCUUCUAAGGUUAUCAAAUCACCGAAUUUGGGAUUGACUCCUUCCAGCUGCUCUGAGCUCUUUGCUGGUUCGCCUCAAUGUACCCAAAAGGAAUCAAGUGUUGUUGACUUGGGAGCUGAUGAAGAUGCUAAGUGUUCUCUCUUCAAGAGAAAGUCUGCUGAUGUUGUGGUGGAUAAGUUAAAUGAAGUGGAUAAUUCUGAAAAUUCAUGUGAUGAAGUUGAUGAAAGUGAAGAGGAGUAUGUGGUUGGCCUUAAUCGAGGCUCUCUUGAUGCUGAGAAAGAUGUGAAGCUUUCGUUGAAGACGUUGAGAAGAUCCUUGAGGCUGCAACUUGAUGAAGCUGAUGAGUCUCAUGUCUCGGGAAAUGAUGGCUCCUCUGGACAUGGGGUUAAUUGA
Arachis duranensis is the source of this 1146-nucleotide messenger RNA. RefSeq lists its product as uncharacterized. The record is from RefSeq and is a predicted model, not a curated record. Lineage: Eukaryota; Viridiplantae; Streptophyta; Magnoliopsida; Fabales; Fabaceae. Bases 1 to 1146 code for a protein of 381 amino acids. The transcript has 9 exons.